AUGCGCAAGGUCGAGACCGGGGGAUGUCGAAUGCCGGACCAGAACGUGGAACUCAGCUGGAGCGUCGAGCAACGCCUUGAAUUCAUUGAGUUUCGGCUGUUUUGGGAAGGGAAGGUCAGACGCGCGGACCUUGUGGAUGAAUUCGGGAUAUCGGUCCCUCAGGCUUCGGCCGACAUCCAGCGGUACGACGCCUUGGCUCCAGGAAACAUCGAGUAUGAUGCCAGUGCGAAAACCUACGUCAUAGCCGCGGCCUUCAAACCGCUUCUUUUCAAGCCAUCGGCACGGCGUUACUUGAACUACUUGCGAUCUAUUGCCGACGGGGUGCUGCGUGCCGAGGAGGUCUGGCUCGGCUGGAUGCCAUCAUUCGAUGUCGUGCCGUUAGUUCGGCGCAAGCUAGACGCAUCCAAGCUUCGAAGGGUGCUCGAGGCUAUUCGCCAUUGCUCAAGCAUGAAGAUUGAGUACCAGUCGAUGAGGCGUCCGGAACCAACCACUCGUCAGAUUUCACCACACGCCCUCGGAUUCGACGGCUUUCGAUGGCAUGCCCGAGCGUGGUGCCAUGCGCGUCGCGAGUUCCGAGAUUUUGUUCUGGCGAGAGUAAUCUCAAUCUCCAAAGCGCCGCCCUCCGACAUUGAUCCAAAGCACGAUUUUGCAUGGCAUCAUUACAUCGUGCACAGGAUCGGCCCUCACCCCAAAUUAGCAGCUGGUGCUCGAAAGGCGAUAGAGCUCGACUACGGAAUGAAGGAUGGCAUCCUAGAAAUCCGAACUAGAGCUUGCCUAUCAUUCUAUUUGUUGCGGCACCUACGGCUAGAUCUCGCGUCACUCGAAUUGGAUCCAGCUCAACAACAGAUAGUUCUGCUCAACGCGGCUGAAGUCGAGCGACAGGCGCAAAAGCACGCCUAG
Messenger RNA from Ostertagia ostertagi, 900 nucleotides. Lineage: Eukaryota; Metazoa; Nematoda; Chromadorea; Rhabditida; Trichostrongylidae. The record is from the annotation of a GenBank genome assembly.